AUGGUGCUUACAAGAUCCCGGUCGGCCACGCCGGCAAGGUCGAUCGCAGCUUCUUUCGGUCCCUCCAGCAAGGCCUCAAUCACGAGCCGAGCAGUCCCGGCGAAACGUGGACUUCAACGAUCAGCGACAGAUAGCACGUUGGUCGCAUCAAAAGAGGCAGCGAGUCCUCAAAAGAAGGCAAGAACGGCCUCACAAUCCGCCUCAACCUCGUCAACAUCUAGCGCAGCCAAGGCCGCACGCUCAGGCAAAGAAAAGGCGCUAGAAGAGCCCUUCGUCAUUCCGCACGACGCGAGCGAAGAGGACUGCUUGACAAGGACCACCGUCCCAUUCCCAGCGCUACCUUUCGACCUCUCACAAGCGCAAGCCCAUCUGUGCGCCGCGGAUGGUCGCUUUGAGCGCCUCUUCCAGAAGGUCCCCGUGCGCUGCUAUGAAGAGGCCAUAGACCCAUCCGCAUCCGACACGAAAGACCUCAACCUCUUCAAGACAGUCACCACAUCCAUCCUCGGACAGCAGAUCUCGUGGCUGGCCGCAAGAUCUGUGCUGUAUAAAUUUUGUCGACUGUUUUUCCCGGAGUCCAUGCCGGAGAAGCCUGACUUUGUCGGCUUUCCACGUGAACAAUGGCCAUUCCCAACGCCACUGAUGGUCCUGCGCAGGCCGGAUGCUGACCUUCGAGCUGCCGGUCUUUCGUUCGCCAAGAUCAAGUACGUCAAAGAUCUCGCCGCUCGCUUCGUAGAUGGACGGCUAGACAUCCGUCAGAUCCUGGAGCUCGACGACGAGGAAGCAUGCAUCACCGAGCUGAGCAAGGUCAAGGGUGUUGGUCGAUGGACUAGCGAGAUGAUUCUCAUGUUUGCCGUACGCAAGCCCGACAUCCUUCCCUGUGCCGAUCUUGGCGUACAAAAGGGCAUGCUCAACUUCUUCCUCAGUGAUUCUCAAGGUCCAAAGAUCAGCAUCAAGAAGCGCAAACCAGGCGAGGAGGAGCCAGAGGACAGUGCAGUCGACAAGAAGACGAAGAAGACUCCGGCCAAACUUGAGAUCAAGGCAGAGGAGGGACCACUAGAGCCGACACAGGAGAAGGGGGACCAGGUACCGCUUCUCGCUCAAACCGAGAUCAUGCCGAAGCCUGAGCCUGGCUUCAAGGCGGAACAAGAGGCUGGAGAGUCACUCGACCACCUAAUUGCCAAUGAGCAUGGGCUCAGCCGAGCAGUGCUGCAGUCUCGGGUCAAGGGCAACAAGAUCAAGGGCGGUCAGUAUCUCAGCCCCGAUGAGAUGAAGGCGCUCGCACAGUCAUGGUCACCGUACCGCUCCGUAGCCUGCAUGUUCAUGUGGGCCCUUGUCGACACUUGA
This is a messenger RNA of Kalmanozyma brasiliensis GHG001, 1344 nucleotides long. RefSeq names its product HhH-GPD domain protein. Gene Ontology annotation, cellular component: nucleus; protein-DNA complex. Gene Ontology annotation, molecular function: DNA-7-methylguanine glycosylase activity; DNA-3-methyladenine glycosylase activity; alkylated DNA binding. Lineage: Eukaryota; Fungi; Basidiomycota; Ustilaginomycetes; Ustilaginales. The transcript has a single exon. Gene Ontology annotation, biological process: DNA alkylation repair; base-excision repair, AP site formation; base-excision repair. The record is from RefSeq and is a predicted model, not a curated record. Bases 1 to 1344 code for a protein of 447 amino acids.